Fusarium keratoplasticum is the source of this 1377-nucleotide messenger RNA. RefSeq names its product RuvB-like helicase. Gene Ontology annotation, biological process: chromatin remodeling; box C/D snoRNP assembly; regulation of transcription by RNA polymerase II. The transcript has 4 exons. Gene Ontology annotation, molecular function: ATP binding; DNA helicase activity; ATP hydrolysis activity. NCBI's taxonomy places the organism in Eukaryota, Fungi, Ascomycota, Sordariomycetes, Hypocreales, Nectriaceae. The coding region runs from base 1 to 1377 and encodes 458 amino acids. Gene Ontology annotation, cellular component: Ino80 complex; NuA4 histone acetyltransferase complex; Swr1 complex. The record is from RefSeq and is a predicted model, not a curated record.
AUGGUCCAGAUCAGCGAGGUGAAGGGGAACAAGCGAGACAAUCGCACGGCCGCCCACACUCACAUCAAGGGCUUGGGUUUGAAGUCAGAUGGAUACGCAGAGAAGCAGGCCUCUGGCUUUGUCGGCCAAGUCGGCGCUCGUGAGUCUUGCGGCGUCGUGGUGGACUUGAUUCGAGCUCAGAAGAUGGCUGGCCGAGGUGUCUUGUUGGCAGGAGGACCUGGAACCGGAAAGACGGCACUCGCGCUCGCCAUCAGCCAAGAGCUGGGCACCAAAAUCCCCUUCUGCCCCAUCGUGGGUAGCGAAAUCUACUCGACCGAAGUUAAGAAGACCGAAAUGUUGAUGGAAAACUUCCGAAGAGCGAUUGGCCUCAAGGUCCGAGAGACAAAGGAGGUGUAUGAGGGAGAGGUUACAGAGCUGACCCCCGAGGAGGCCGAGAACCCUCUGGGUGGCUACGGCAAGACCAUCAGCACACUGCUCAUCGGCCUGAAGAGCGCAAAGGGGCAGAAGAAGCUUCGCCUCGACCCCAGCAUCUACGAGGCUAUCCAGAAGGAGCGUGUCACAGUGGGAGACGUCAUCUACAUCGAGGCGAACACGGGCGCAUGCAAACGAGUUGGCCGAUCGGACGCCUAUGCCACAGAAUUCGACCUCGAGGCGGAGGAGUACGUGCCCAUCCCCAAGGGUGAGGUACACAAGAAGAAGGAGAUUGUGCAAGAUGUCACGUUGCACGAUCUGGAUGUGGCCAACGCUCGACCCCAGGGCGGACAGGACAUCAUGAGCAUGAUGGGCCAACUGAUGAAGCCCAAGAUGACUGAGAUUACCGAAAAGCUGCGCGCUGAGAUCAACAAAGUGGUCAGCAAGUAUAUUGACCAGGGUGUGGCUGAACUUGUGCCAGGCGUCUUGUUCAUUGAUGAGGCGCAUAUGCUCGAUGUGGAGUGCUUCACCUACCUGAACCGAGCCCUGGAAUCGCCCAUUUCGCCCAUCGUUGUCUUGGCCUCCAACCGGGGAAUGUGCACCAUCAGAGGCACCGACGGUAUCGUCGCAGCUCACGGAAUCCCCUCCGACUUCCUGGCUCGGCUGCUCAUCAUUCCCACAACGCCAUACGAGGCGGAUGAGAUCAAGCGCAUCGUGCGGAUACGUGCCUCGACCGAGGGCGUCUCAGUCUCGGACGCCGCCAUCGACAAAAUCGCGGAACACGGUGUCCGCAUCAGCAUGCGGUACUGCCUGCAGCUGCUGACUCCCGCAAGCAUUCUUGCCAAGGCCAACGGCCGUUCGCAGAUCGACGUCCAGGAUGUUGCGGAGUGCGAGGACCUCUUCCUUGACGCCCGUCGCAGCGCGGCGCUCCUCAGCAGCGAGGCCGGACAAGGCUUCCUGUCGUAA